CAUAAGUGUUGUUAUCGUGUGUAAGAGGCAGUAGUUUCGAAUUCAAAGAUGUCCUUGGAAAUGCUGCAAUGCGACCUGCUGCCUUGAGGUGUGGUCUGGUUCUGGAAGAUGGUGUUGAUACUGAAACAUACUCUCUUGGAGAAUCACAGAUUCUAAGUGGCCUGUUGUAUACGUGGACAAAAAUUCAUCAUCUUUCAUCAUGAAAUGUUUGAAAUAUGAUAAGUCAGCAGACAUGUGCAAAAUAAUUGACGCAAAAGUCAAGAAAUAUUAUCAUGCGUGUAAUGCUGCUUAUACAUCGUCCGAAACCUUCAAGAAGCUUCUGCAAACAAGAAUGGAACUGAUAGACAAGGAUCCUAAGAAUCUUUAUGUGUAUAUCAAAGAAGUUGUCGAUGAACUGAAACUGAGAGGUAAGAAAGAUCCACCAAGGAAAAAAAUAAAACUUGAAACAGAUUCACCGGAGAGUAGCAAUCUAGAAAAGCCGAUUGAAGAAGUAAAGGCAGUUAAAGAAGAACCACAUUUUCAAGAGAGAGCCGCAAAGAAAUUGAGCAAAAUGCUGCAUUGCCUUCAAAGAAGAAUCGCAAAACUAGAACAAAAAGAAGUAGACUGGGAUGAAGAAAAUGACUCCACGUACAUACAGUUACAAAGGUAUAAAGAGCGUGCAGUAGCAGUGUACAAAAAGCUGCAACAGUAUGAAUGUGGUGCCGUACCAAAACUUCAGGAGAGAAGAACAGUAACGUAUUCAGGAACUGCAUUUCCAAGUGUCAACCGUGCUAUUGAAAAGUAUGUGAAUAAAACAGGACAGUUCCCUGAUUAUCAAGAUGUUUUGAAACUUCUCAAGUCUGCAUAUGAGGAGGAGAAAAUGAAUAUUUCUCCUGAGAGGCUAAGGAACCAAGCUAAAGCAGCAUUCCAGACCAUUGGAGAGCAACUGCAGCGGCAGCGACAAUUCUCUACGUGGAAUGCACACUCAUAUUAUUUGGGUGAUAACAGGGAUCCAGCUGAAGACGACCAGGAGCUGGAUGAGAAACUUAGAGAGCACAAGAAGGAGUUUGGGAGUCGUAUAAAUGAGGUUAUUGACAAAUUUGCUGAUCAAACAAAAGAUAUUAUACCAGAAGAGGUUGCUGAUGAUGAAAUAGCAAGCAAAUCAGAGGAUGAAGAAGAGGAUGGUAGUGAAAAAGAGACUGUUGAUGGAAGUGAAACAGAAGAUGACUUUGUUGAUAAGAUUUUGGCAGAUAUGGAUAACAAUGACAAUGAUACCAGUGAAAAUGAAGAAGAAUCCAAUGAGGAGAGUGAUGGCAACGUGGAUAGAGAAGACCGACAGACAGAGGAAACUGUGUGUGAAGAUGAUAACAGCAAACAAGCAGAAAAUGAAGAAGAAAUUGUGGUAAUUCAUGAACAAAAAUCAGAACAUAAUACUGACAAUAAGGCAAAGUUACUUCGUGAAGCAGAAAGGAGCAAAAAGAAUGAAAAAUGUAAUUUGCUACAGGAAUCACCAAGAAGAGAACUUAAAGAGAGAGUGGUAAUUGCCACAGCUUCAAUCAAAGUUGAAGCACAUGGUAUGCCACAUAAAAUCGAUGUUAGGGUGUCAAAUUGUUCUUCUGAAAUGAGACCAUCUAAACUGCAGGACAGACAUAAUGGUAUGCUGCAAAAAUGUGAACAGUCCAAGAAUAAUACAUCAGAAUUUCAUUCACAUGAAUCAAAACAGGUGGAAAGGCACUUAACAACACAUCCAGAGAUUGAUACUGACAGUGAUAAUGAUGUCAUUAUCUUAGAGUGACAGUAAGCCAGUGUUUUUACCCACUGGGGAUGACAUUUGAAUACCAACCAAAUAUUUAACAUCAACAGUGCUUGCUUUGCACACGAAGGUUAUUUAAUCUUUAGUUGUAAGUUUUUAAUAUGUAUACAGUUAAUAUAUAUACAUUUGGUGCAGCUAGAAAGGGCACAUAUAUUAUUUUUUGCCCUUUGUAAUCAGGUGUGAUUUUUUAUUUGUGAUUUGUACAGAAAAUUUUAUUAGACUCGAUUUAUAUAUUGAAAGUAUAGGUUCUUGAAAACAGUCAUAUAUAUUUAUAUAAAGGGCUUGUACUGAAUUAAAUAAAAUACCGCCAUUCUGUCUAACAGAAGGUGGCAUAAUGGCAUGGUGAAAAGUUCUCAGCCGGGCAGUGAAAGUUUUGUGUUUCUGUUAAAUCAAAAAUGCUCUUUAUGCUUUGACAUAGUCGUAUUUUCAGUUAGUACCCUCUCUGUUAUGUUAUUCUAAUCCGUUUACAGCUCCCAUAACGUGUUUGGUGGAUUUGAAACAUUUUCCAGUAACAAACUGCUUCAGAUGUGGGAAAAGGUUAGUCAGCAUCAUACUUUUCACCCAUUUGCUGUUCAUAUUCCACAUCACUCUAUCUUAUUUUAUGGACUGACAAAUCAGGCUUCUCAGCAAAUUACGGUUCUUAAACUUCUCUUCUUCUGGGAUGACGUUUUGGGUAUGUCCUCUUUGCUCGAUGUCAGACUUCACUAUGUUCUUGUACCUGAGUUUUGGUCUACCUUUUGGUCUUUUGUUUCUGAUAUUCAGAUCAUAGAGUAGUCUCAUUAACCUUUAGCAUCCCUGCAUCACAUAUGCCCGUGCCAUCUCAGUUAUUAUGAGAUUAUUUUAUCUUGUAGGCGUACAGACUUGAGUCUGUUUUCAGAUUUCCUCAUUCCAGUUUCUAUCCCUUCAUUUCUUUCUGACCAUACUAUGAAGAAACCACCGCUUAACUGUCUCAAUUCUUCUGAAGCUUUUACUUCUUUCACAACAGUACAUCAAAAUGGACAUAUGAUAAUAUUAAAGGAGACAACUCACCGAAAGCAGUAGCAUUGAGUUGUCAAUAGACACUCACAAAAAGAAAGAAAACUUGCUAGCUUUUGGAGUAAUCCUUCUGUGAGCUAGAGUAAAAUUCACACACACACACACACACACACACACAUACACACACACACACACACACACACACAAAACAAACAAACAAACAAACACGUACUCACUUAUGCACCUAUUUUCCUACAGAGUGCCAGCUGGGCUCGCCUGCUCCAUGUAAGGGCAUAGACAUGUGUAUGUGUGCGUGUGCAUUUUUUGUGUGGCUUUUACUUUACCUCUUAGAAGGAUUAGGAUUAUUCUAAAAGCUUGCGAGUUUUGUUUCUUUUUGUGUGUGCCUCUACACGAGUCAACACUUCUGCUUUCAGUGAGAGGCUUACUUUAAUCCAAAAGUAUUUAUAUUCUAACAGUACUUUCCUACACCAUAUAAUAGGUUUCGUAGAUAACUCAGUUACAUUUUAAUGGUACUUUCUUAUCCCAUAUUAGGUCUUCAGCUGUUUGAUCGAAGUUAGAAUCUGCUUGAAUUCUGUGGGUGUGAUUUCUUUGUCUACACCAGUAUCGAAAAGAACACUACCAAGAUAGUUAAAACAGUAGGUUAUCUGUUGUUUCCCUCCAGUUCAACAUGUCCUACUGGUUGCCCAUAUCUUUUCAUGACCAUUGCCUCACUUUUCUCGUGGCUGAAAAUGAGACCACAUACUUUAGCAGCUUCUGCCCAGGUGUUUAUUUGAUCUUGAAGGCCUUAUUUAGAGUUGUUCCGCAGAAUAUACAUCAUUGGCAAACAAAAUGGUUUUCAGUUUUUCGUUGCCGAUGAUUUGGUGUAAUUUUCUCUAUAUCUUUUUCAUUUCCAUAAUGAAAAGAAGAGGAGACAGAACUCCAUCUUGCCUUAACCCAUACUUCAUGUCAAAGAUUUUAGCCAUUCCCACAGGUGUUUUGUCUUUACUGUGGGUAUCUUAGUUCAAAUUAUUGAUCCUGUGUACCAUGCCAUCUUAUAUUCCACUUUUCUUCAGUGUUUCCCACAUAUAUUCCCUGUUCACAACAUCAAACACCUUCUUUAUAUCCUGGAAGGUGAAUCAUAGGUCUAAUUUGUGUACAUGGUAUUUUUUCAUUAAUUAGCGGAGAGCAAAAAUUAAAUCAGUUGUUGACCUUCAUUUCCUGAAUCCAUAUUGUUCUUCCAAGAGUUUUCUUCAAUGAGGGGUGUGAUCUUAUGUUCUACAAUUUCUUCAUAAUGUUCACACACUUGAGAUGUGACAUUGAUACCUCUGUAGUUACAAUAUUUUGUUCUAUCAGUGUUCCUGAAAAUUGGGAUAAUGAUGCUAAUUUUCCAGUCAACAAAUAGACCUAUCUUCCUUUUUCCCAUGUGUCUCAAACUUUCAGUGGAUUCCUUGUUUUCCAGCAACUCUUAUGGCUUCAAUCAUUUCACCAUGUAGUAAAUUUGGUUUUUUGGUAGGUAGUUUAUUUUUUAAAGUUUAGGGGGACAGGAACUCGUGAAUGAGACUACCCCUGAUUUUCGAUCCGAAGUAAAAUUGCCAAAAGAAAAUUUAUUUCUAUGUGAACAAAUUUCUAUUAAAGUUUUCUAAGUCGCCAAAAGAAAGUGUUUUUAAUGCAGUAUUGAGAAUGUAACUUUUCACGACCGUAUCGGGCAAUAUGGGUCAAUUUACUACAGAAAUAACAACCUUGGAUAAUUUUUGAGAUUUAACAGAGUGAAUUUGCUUUUAGAAUCCCUUUUUACCUAAUUUUACAGUAGGCUGUGUAGAUCUUCGUUUUCUCUUGAUAGCUGCUGGUCAGGCUAUUGUCUCCGUUGAUUUUCUCCCUCCGAUUCUUGAAGUAGGUAGGUAUGGAAAUGAUUUUUUUCUAACUCUUGAUCUUGCUGUUUUCCAUAUUCAUUUAUUGCUUGUACUUAUUUACGACCAUACGAAAUUGAGUUGCAAUGAAAUCUGACAUUAUCGAAUCUUCAAACUGGUCAAUAUCAUUUACAAGAAUGCAUCAGUCACUUGCACUGUUCCUAUGAACUGCUCUAUGUGUUAUCACAGUAAGAGAUCUUAAUUGCAACUGCUGCCACUCUCGACUGGCGAACGUCUAUCAACGCUACUGCACCUCUUUGGUCAGAGAUAGCAAUGCCUUGUCUUUGCUGCUUCCGACCAAAGAGCACAUUUACAAGAAAAUUUAUUUAUUUAUUUUAAUAUUAAUUUACAAAAAUGAUAAUUUAAA
Schistocerca serialis cubense is the source of this 5041-nucleotide messenger RNA. Its product is annotated as daxx-like protein. Gene Ontology annotation, molecular function: histone binding. The record is from RefSeq and is a predicted model, not a curated record. The transcript has 9 exons. NCBI's taxonomy places the organism in Eukaryota, Metazoa, Arthropoda, Insecta, Orthoptera, Acrididae. Bases 200 to 1774 code for a protein of 524 amino acids.